UAUCGCACAGGCAUGUACCUCUUCGGAGGACUGAUGGGGCUGAGUGAACAGAAGGACUUAUGGAAGUGGGACUUUGUAAGCAGCAGCUGGUCCAACAUCAGAACAAGCCAAGGACCUCCUCCAGUGGUAGGUCAUGCUUCAAUAGUCUUCAAAGACUCUAUGCUGAUUUUUGGUGGAGGGAUUUCAAAUUCCAGUCCUAAUGAUGACCUCUGGAAGUAUCAUUUCCACACGCAGACAUGGAAGAAGCUAAGUAGUACUACAAAGGCAAACUUUUCUCCUAAAAUGUAUCACUGCAUCUUGGGAAUUGGUGUUGAUUUCCAAACUACCUCAGAUUUCACUAAUACAUUCCCCAGCCAUUGGAAGAGCAAACAGAAGGACCAUCGCCAGCUGGUGACCAUCCCGAAGCACACUCGCUUCUGCAACUACUUCCGUCAACAGCCUGCAUACCGAGUGUUCAGCAAUGAGGAAAGCAACGCAAUUGAAAUGAAAACCUUCAGCUUGCCUCUGGAGCCAGGGGGCUUUUGUGCGUUUCAGACCUCUUCAGAGGCAGAACUAGACCCAAACGGAGCAACACGCGUUUUGUCAAAGGACAAGUCUCUCCAUCUGUUUGUCUCCUCAGAAAAAGAGACUUUCGCUGCUGCUCAGAUUGUGGGAGAAGAGGAGGGAACCAACUGUCAGCACGUGACCGCCGUGGAUGAAGUUAGCAGUGAUACCAAUGUGCUGCUGCUCAUUGGGGGUAAACCUUUGUCCAGCUUCUCUGAGAUCUCAUUCUGGCAAGUGGAGUUUGAUAGCUUGUGAUCGCUUUGAUUGCAAAGCGAAAGAAGAAAUUUCCACCAAUGUGCCAGUAGGUGGUAAACCAACUGCUUGCAGCUGUCUUCACUUUCCUAUCAGCACACUAGGAAAAAAAAUUAAAUCUUCUCAUACUCGCUGUGAACAGAUUUUUUUUACAAUGUGAACAAAACCCGACGUGUAUUUAAGUCACAACUUGCAUGUAAGUUGACAUUUCCGAGAGGAGCUUGUUGGAAUGCUGCUCUUUUUUUGUUACUUUUUCUUCUGGUCAUUUAGUAUCUUUUCAAAUUGCAGUGGCUGAUGCUGCCUUGAAAAUCAGAACUACAAGUAACCCCUACUGGCUCCGUGACUGCCAUUCCAGGUGCAAAGCUUGCUCAUUUUGCACUGGCAUAAAAAAAAUAAAUAUGCACCCAUAAAACUGUAUUUAAAUCAAGUUUGUGCACGUUAUGGUCACAUCUGAGGGAUUUGAUGAAUCUUAAUGGCAACAUUUGCUAAGAUGUUUAAGAUUUUGUUUUCUUCAGAGAGUGUUCUUUGCACAAGAUACUUGCUACAUGAGGUGGCCUAUAACAAAGAAGAAACCCAAAAGACAAGUUAGCAAGUGAAAUCUAGAAGAUACUCAAGCAUUGCAUCUAACCCUGAGGAAGUGAAACCACGAGUUCCCCCUGGAAAAUCAUGUGCAGCAUUAGACCAGAAGCAGCGCAUUACACCUGGAAGAACAAAAUAGCUACCCAGUGAAUGCUAGGUGUAAUGACUGAGCACAGGAUCAAAAGGUUUUGACUUCCUGUUGGAAAAAGAAAGAGGAAGGCUUGGCAGGAGUGGCACAAAACAUAAGCUGUCUGACUGGUAACUCAGAUUUUAGUCACAAAGGGAUUUCUGCUUUUCCAGCUUCAUCUCUCUCUGUUUUGUCAAUAUAUGUAGUAUUUUUUACACAUUCCCCCUCUUACACUAGUAAAUUCUGAGCUCAU
This is a messenger RNA of Gavia stellata (red-throated loon), 1754 nucleotides long. RefSeq lists its product as uncharacterized. The record is from RefSeq and is a predicted model, not a curated record. Lineage: Eukaryota; Metazoa; Chordata; Aves; Gaviiformes; Gaviidae. The transcript is spliced from 2 exons. Gene Ontology annotation, cellular component: cytoplasm. Gene Ontology annotation, molecular function: protein binding. Bases 13 to 798 code for a protein of 261 amino acids.